CAAACCAAAACUUUGAUAAUAAGAUAAGACGCCCAUUCCUUCUUGUCCAUUCCCAAACGGCCGAGAAAAGAUCAGUUUCCCACAGAAAGAAAUGGCGACGCUAUUGCUGCUUGUAAGUAUCUUUCUCCCUCUCCUUUGGCUGGCCUUGUUCGCCAUCCGAAACAAGAACGCCAUCACACCAAACUGGCCGGUCGUCGGCAUGCUUCCAUCCUUACUGUGGAACGUAUCUCACGACCUCCUCCACGAGUUCAUCACCCGACUCAUGAAACAGAGUGGAGGCACUUUCCGGUUCAGAGGACCGUGGUUCGCCGGCGUUGACUUCCUCAUCACCGUGGAUCCGAUGAACGUCCACUACAUCCUGAGUAAGAACUUCACCAACUUCCCCAAGGGACCAAACUUGAAGGCCAUACUAGAACCGCUGGGAGACGGCAUAUUCAACACCGACGGCGAAUCCUGGAAAUCCCAAAGAGAAACCAUCCAUUCCCUCAUCAACACCACCAAAUUCCACCACCUAAUGCUCAAAACCCUCCACCUUAAGCUACAAAACGGCCUGAUCCCAAUCCUCCACAACUCCUCCUCCAAACUCCACAACAACAUUAAUAAUGCUCUUCCUCCUCUAGACUUGCAAGAGCUAAUGAAGCGGCUCACAUUCGACACCAUAUGCUCCCUCGUUACGGGUUUCGAUCCCAAAUACCUCUCCAUCGAACUCCCCAGCCUUCCCUACGCCGACGCGUUCGACGUAAUCGAGCAGGUGAUUCUCUACCGCCAUUGUGUCCCAGCCACGGUGUGGAAGUUCCAGAGGUGGGUUGGCAUCGGGGAGGAGAGGAAAAUGAGGCAAGCUCAGGAGUGCUUUGAUGGGUUUUUGGAGGAGAGAAUCAGAGUGAAGAGGAAAGAGGCAUUGGAUAAGAAGGAGAUGGAAACCGUGGUGGAUGAUGAUUUUCUAACCAUGAUCUUGUCCGGGGAAGCGGGGAUUGAUCAGGGGAAAUUCACGAACGUGUUCUUGAGAGAUGUCGUGUUUAAUUUGCUUGUGGCAGGAAGGGACACCAUUGCUGCUGCCUUGAGUUGGUUCUUUUGGCUCGUGGCGAAAAACCCUAACGUGGAGGAGAAGAUUCUGAAGGAGUUGGAUCAAGUUAUGGGGAAAGAGACGAGCUUUCCGAGCACAGAAGAGCUGAACAAAAUGGUGUAUCUUCACGGAGCCAUGUGUGAAACCCUAAGGUUGUACCCAUCAGUGCCUUACGAACACAAGCAAUCGAUCGAGCCGGAUGUGCUCCCAAGUGGGCACGCCAUUGAUGCCAACACCAGGAUCUUGCUAUCCAUCUUUUCCAUGGGGAGGAUGGAAGAGAUAUGGGGUGUGGAUUGGAUGGACUUCAAACCCGAGAGGUGGAUUUCGGUUGAGUCUGCGGAUGAGAAGAAGAAGAUGGUGGUUAGCCACGUGCCAGCUUACAAGUUUGCGGCUUUCAUGGCGGGGCCGAGGACGUGCUUGGGGAGGAAGAUAGCGUUCGUUCAGAUGAAAGCCAUAGCCAGUUGCGUUCUGCGUAGGUUUAAGUUUGAGGUGGUGGAUGGUCAUCCUGUGGUUCCUGACGCUUCCAUUCUCAUGUUCAUGAAGUAUGGACUCAAGGUCAGAGUUUCUAAUAGAGCAUGAUGUGUAUAUUAUCGGGUGGAUGAUCGUUGAUAAACCGUUUGGAAAAAGAUUAAUUAUGUUCGUGGUUUAUGGUGAAUUGGCCUUUUACUUGUGGGUGUUGAAUCUUGUAAAAGGAAAUGGUCUACUUUUUCUCAUUAAUCAGAAAGGUAAAGAAAUAAUAUAUUGUCCUUAUUACACAUUUAUAUAUAUCUGUAUAUUAGUAAAUAACAGAAUAAUACAACAAGAAACAAAUAUUACAAUUUAGUUCCUAUACUAUUGUUUUAUUACAACGGAGUCCUCCAACACCCCCUCGCAAGUUGGAGCGUGAAUGUCAAUCCGAUUCAGCUUGGAGAUGAGUCCUGUGAAAACAACACUUGACAAAGACUUUGUAAAAAUGUCAGCAAGUUGAUUCUCACUGCUGAUAAAUAACACUUUUAUCAAACCUGACAAGAUUCUAUCACGAAUAAGAUGACAAUCGAUCU
Messenger RNA from Linum trigynum, 2103 nucleotides. Lineage: Eukaryota; Viridiplantae; Streptophyta; Magnoliopsida; Malpighiales; Linaceae. The record is from the annotation of a GenBank genome assembly.